AAAUAGCAGAAACGAUUUUGAAUUGAAAGUAAACGACAGCACACUUUAGUCGCGAAAUGAGAAUCUUUGCUUUUGUGAGCUUCUUGUUCGGCCUGUUGGUGGCCGUAAGCGCCCUUCCAUACCCAGUGCCUGAGCCUCUGCCAGGCGGCGGCGGCGGUGGCGGUGGUGGCGGUGGUCUUUGUGGCGGGGGUGGUGGCGGUGGUGGCGGAGGCGGUGGUGGCGGCGGUGGUGGUGGUGGUGGUGGUGGCGGCGGUAGCUGCUAACAUGGAUCAUAACAUACCCAAACGCCUACCACACUACACAACCUCUAAGCCAUAUUUGUUGAUUUGGCUGUGACUGCACGCACGCAUUCUUUUUUUUUUUGCAAACACUUACUUAAUUAAAGAUAAACAAUAAAUUGAAAAGAAACAAAACAGAGAAAAAGCGAA
Messenger RNA from Ceratitis capitata (Mediterranean fruit fly), 428 nucleotides. Its product is annotated as calpain small subunit 1. The record is from RefSeq and is a predicted model, not a curated record. NCBI's taxonomy places the organism in Eukaryota, Metazoa, Arthropoda, Insecta, Diptera, Tephritidae. The transcript has 2 exons. The coding region runs from base 57 to 263 and encodes 68 amino acids.